UGGCCUAACAACACACGUCCCAUAUGUGUGAUGGACGGACAGAAUCGGCCCCAGUUGCAAUUCGUGGGUAUCAGCUAUCAGAGCGAUUGUAAGAUGGCACAGAAAACGCGCACUUUUCGGUAACCAAACUGCAUGUUGGGUUCGGUAGUGUACAUCUGCUGUGAUAUAUUACUAUCCGUCGGUCCUACAAGUGGUCCAGUAGUGUAAAUAUACGGAAAUAGGCGUUGAAAGCGAGAGUGUAUACUAAAAGGAGUAGAAAAUAUUCAUACUGAAGCGCUUCACGCUGACAAAAAAUAGCUCAUCGCGCAUAAGUGCCACCAUCUAUAUACUAACGUCAUCUGUGAUAUAUAUCUUCAUGACAUACUGUGUGUCUCUUGAAAAGUGUCUCGUUGUUGUUUGGGAUGUGUGAUUAGUGAAUGAAAGACAACGCGAAGCCUCAAGCCAAGAUAAGUCUGGUUGUCUGUCGCUAGUGUAUUUCCUUUGUCGUCGCUUUCAACCUACACAAUCCCUACCAUUGAUGCUAUCAUACUCGUCGAGAUGAUAGAUUGGGUUUCGAUAGUGCGUCAUUCACGCACCCGCAUUUCGAACUAUGUCUCGCCGAAACGUCGCUCCGAGCAACCGCACGGGCGGUUUAUGGCCUUCAGUGAUCCUCCGCACGUGCCGUUCCAGUCCAAAUCGAAAGCCAACCGGUUGAAGCAACAGGAGCUACAGCAACAGGAACAGCUAUCCAAACAACAGCAACAGCAGCAGCAGCAACAGAUUGAAGAGGAAGAAAAGGUGGUGCCGUCGAUCCUGGCUGAAACACCAUCGCCGUCCCGUUUCACGGGAACCAGAGUAAACACAUCAAACUCGAGUGAUUCAAAACAGCUCAAUGGCGAUUCCGUCUGGGAGUACGACGAUAUUGGCCUGGUCCGAGGAUCGACCGGACUCGGGUUUUCGAUAGCAGGCGGAACGGACAAUCCGCACAUCAACCUGGAUGCGUCGAUCUACAUCACCAAAGUGAUCCCGGGCGGUGCGGCGUAUGCCGACGGGCGGCUACAGGUCAACGAUUGCAUCGUGGCCGUUAACGAUAUGAACGUGGUGAACGUAACCCAUGGCGAAGCCGUGGAUGCCCUCAAGAAAGCCGGCGAAAGGGUAACGCUGCACAUACGAAGGAAACGACCCCCGGCUCAGGCUCCGAAGCAGGAGGAAAUCGAACUCUUCAAAGGCACCAAGGGUUUGGGCUUCUCGAUUGCCGGCGGAAUUGGCAAUCAGCACAUCCCGGGUGACAAUGGAAUCUACGUGACGAAGAUCAUGGAGGGGGGAGCGGCCCACGUCGACGGCCGACUUGCGGUCGGUGACAAGCUGAUCGGAGUGCGAACCAGCGAAGGGGAGCGGAAUCUCGAGAAUGUGGUCCACGAAGAGGCUGUGGGCACGCUGAAAGCAAUCACCAACAAGGCGACGCUGAUCGUGCAGAAGACCAACAUCCUGCAAGCGUUGGCCAACUCGAUCAACAACCUUAACUCGCUGUCCACCAGCGCAAUGAACCAGGUCGGACAGAGCGUGGUGGAUCAUGCGGUUUCGGGCGGCGAGCUGCGGUCCCAUUCGCCCAUGAUGGACAACUCCUCGUCGCGGUACGCGUCGUCGAAUCUGCUCGAAUCGGGCCUACCGGUGGGAACGCCGCGGGCGGUUAGUCAUGAGGAUAUUUCGAGGGAACCUAGGACAAUUGUUAUUCAAAAGGGCCCCUCCGGGUUGGGCUUUAAUAUUGUUGGCGGUGAAGAUGGACAGGGUAUUUUUGUGUCAUACGUGUUGGCUGGCGGUGCGGCCGAUCUGGGUGGUGAGCUCAAACGAGGCGACCAGCUUCUCAGCGUAAACGGUGUAAGCCUUGCCGGAGCAUCCCACGAGCAGGCCGCUGAAGCGUUGAAGAAUGCCGGUGGCACCGUUACUUUGUUGGCACAGUAUCGCCCGGAAGAAUACAACCGGUUCGAACAGCGGAUACAAGAACUCAAACAGCAGGUUGUGGCCGGUACCGGAACUUUGCUGAGAACAUCACAGAAGCGGACACUUUAUGUGCGAACGCUGUUUGAUUACGACCCGAAUCGGGACGACGGGUUGCCGGGCCGUGGACUACCUUUCCGGCACGGUGAUAUCCUGCAUGUAACGAAUGCCUCGGAUGACGAGUGGUGGCAGGCGCGGCGGGUGAUUGGCGACGACGAGGAAGAGAGCAUCGGAAUUGUUCCGUCGAAGCGACGGUGGGAGCGGAAACAGCGGGCACGCGACCGGAGCGUCAAGUUCCAGGGCCACGCCGGAGGAAAUGUGGAAAAGAUGUCUACCCUCGAUCGCAAAAAGAAGAACUUUUCCUUCUCGCGGCGAUUCCCAUUCAUGAAGAGCAAGGACGACAAGAACGAGGACGGUUCGGACCAGGAAC
Molecule: messenger RNA, 2407 nt
Organism: Aedes albopictus (Asian tiger mosquito)
Lineage: Eukaryota; Metazoa; Arthropoda; Insecta; Diptera; Culicidae
Product: disks large 1 tumor suppressor protein
Biological process (GO): embryo development; cell-cell adhesion; receptor localization to synapse
Cellular component (GO): basolateral plasma membrane; neuromuscular junction; postsynaptic density membrane
Molecular function (GO): kinase binding
Source: RefSeq, a predicted model, not a curated record